GAACCGGAUGUACGCAGUCAGUUGAGCAGCGAUGAAGAUGACGGGGGAAAACAGUUCUGGAAAGUCUGAAAUAACAAUGGAGGAUGUUAAAAACCUUGUUAAAAAGAAAGAUGAGCUUGAAGAGCAGAUAAAAGCUUAUUACGAUGUUUUGGAAGACCAAGGUGUUGGAGUUGAAGGUCCCUUGGUUGACGAAGAGGGCUACCCCAGAGCUGAUGUUAAUGUUUACCAGAUCAGGACGGCAAGACACAAUAUUUCAUGCCUGCAGAACGACCACAAGGCCAUCAUGGUGGAGAUAGAAGAAGCCCUGCACAAGCUGCAUGCUCGUGAGAAAGCCAAGCGGGAACAGGAUGAGACAGAAGCCGUGGACGAGGCGAUGGAGCAGCAGGUCACUCUUCCUCCGCCAUUUGCACGGGUGGAUGCUGUGACACAGGGCUCACCCGCCUGUGGAGCUGGGCUCAGAGUUGGUGAUGGAGUCAUUGAGUUUGGUUCUGUGAACACGGGAAACUUUCAGAACCUCCAGAAUAUUGCUUCUGUGGUACAACACAGUGAAGGGAAACCAUUACGGGUCACAGUCGUCCGGGAUGGCCAGAAAGCUCAAAUGAGCCUGACUCCACAGCGAUGGUCAGGCAGAGGUCUGCUCGGGUGUAACAUUGUUCCAAUCUCUCGGUGAUCGCCAUGACAUGAAACCCCUUCCUCCACACGUUACCCCUGGAUGGUUUCAAACUGAAUUUGUAAAUACUGCAGACAUUUCCAUCUGUUUAUUUUUUCAAUAUCUUAAUCAGAAACUGAACUAUUUCCUUCAUACAGGAUGUAUGAAAAUAAGAGUGUCAACACAUACUGCUGAGUUUAGUGAAGUGAUUGCUGUAUAAACAUUGCUACCUUAUACUGUACAGUAAGAGUUGAGAGAAUAUAAAUGACAAAUGUGGAGUAGCUGUUGAAAUAUAUUGCAGUGAUCUGAAGUGACACUAAAAAGCAACAAGAGACUUUGGAAAAUAAUUAAUUUUGCUACUGCCAUCAAUAAAUACUUAUUUUCAAUAAUGAUGAAUCAUUACCAAAAUCUUUACUCCACUUUUAAUUUAAAAUUUUUUGUUUUGCGUGAACUUGAAAUAUUUUCUUGAAGUUUAAUACAUCUUCACCUGUUUGGAAGCUGAACACAAUAAAAUAUUUCCACCUUCCUAAUUGCUGAUUCAGCUUGAAGAAUCUGAACAGCUAUUUAAGACCACAUUAAAAUGAGAAUGGCAAAAA
Morone saxatilis (striped sea-bass) is the source of this 1245-nucleotide messenger RNA. It is a transcript of the gene psmd9, whose product is annotated as proteasome 26S subunit, non-ATPase 9. Lineage: Eukaryota; Metazoa; Chordata; Actinopteri; Moronidae. Gene Ontology annotation, biological process: proteasome regulatory particle assembly. The record is from RefSeq and is a predicted model, not a curated record. The transcript has 6 exons. Gene Ontology annotation, molecular function: protein binding. The coding region runs from base 32 to 670 and encodes 212 amino acids. Gene Ontology annotation, cellular component: nucleus; cytoplasm.